CCUCGGAAUACCCUUUGAAGUAUCGUAUCGUACAGUAUAAUUUUGUCUGUCAACAUCGAAGUGAUCUGCACAAACAAAACAAACACAAAAUGACAGCAAAUUCAGUAUUUCUUGUAAUGGUUGGUGGACAAAUUGAGUCCGGAGAGUUCCCAGGCUUUGAUGAUAUUUACUGUAAAUAUUGCCUGCACUAUGGUCCAGACUGGUUAAUAACUUCUGGUUUAGAAGAUGGUAUAACACAGAUGACAAAGAAAAGUAGAGAUGAACGUCAACAGUUUGUAUGGAAUUUUCCUUUAGAUGUCACAUUCAAAAGUACAAAUCCACAUGGUUGGCCACAGUUAAUAGUUCAUGCCUAUGGUAUUGAUUUCUUAGGAAAUGAUGUUGUAAGAGGGUACGGAGUGUGUCAUGUGCCUAUCACACCUGGAAAUCACAAAUUGAGAUUGCCAAUGUUUGUACCAGAAUCAACAUCAAUGUUACAAAAGUUUAGAGCUUGGACAUUUGGAACACGACCAGAAUAUGUAGAUGUCAAAGUGUUAGGCCAAGGUGAAGGGAGAGAAGUGACUAGAGUACGAUCACAAGGAUUUAUUACAGUUUCAUUUAAUGUUGUGAUGAAAGACAUGAAAAAAUUAGGCUAUGAUGUAAUACCGUCUGAGGUUUCUACGACAGUCAUACCUGAAAAUGUUGGAAUGAAAACACAAGAAGUGUCUUAGAAUUGUUUAGUUAUUUCCGACUUUAGUACACAUUUAUUGUUUUAAGACAUUUAUUUAUAUAUUUAUAACAUAUAAUAAACUGUUAGUAGUA
Mytilus trossulus (common blue mussel) is the source of this 798-nucleotide messenger RNA. Its product is annotated as B9 domain-containing protein 1-like. Gene Ontology annotation, cellular component: MKS complex. Gene Ontology annotation, biological process: cilium assembly. The transcript is spliced from 6 exons. The record is from RefSeq and is a predicted model, not a curated record. Bases 90 to 707 code for a protein of 205 amino acids. NCBI's taxonomy places the organism in Eukaryota, Metazoa, Mollusca, Bivalvia, Mytilida, Mytilidae.